AUGUCUCAGUCUCAUUCCAGAUUUCGGCAGGAAACAUAGUACAAAAUUUUCCCGUAAAAAAUGGCUUCUCCUAAGGAUUGCACCUGCCAGCCUUCGCCGAAACCUUUGGCUGGCGCUAAUGGUACUGUCUUCUGCUCUGGUCCUUUGCUGGAGACCGUGCAAAUGUCGGGUAUGUUUGCCGAUGGCAAAUCGUUUGUGGAUAUGAAGCUCCGCUGUAAAGCAGAAAAGACUCUGAAGGACUUUCACACAUUUUCAAAUUGCAAGAAGAACGAUGGAUCACUGAAGUUCUUGCAGAUGUUCGUGGAAAAUCACUUUGAUCCUCAGGGCGCAGAUCUGGAGGCUUUCGCUCCGACAGACUAUAAGUGUGACCCGGCAUUCCUCUCGCAGGUAUGCGAUGCAGACCUAAAGAAAUUUGGCACAUAUCUGAAUGAGACAUGGAAGACGUUGUGCGUUCGCGUUAGGGACGAUGUAAAAAAGAAUCCAGACUCUUACUCUAUUGUUCAUCUGCCCAACCCGACGAUUAUCCCCGGCGGCCGAUUUACGGAAUACUACUACUGGGACUCCUAUUGGAUUGUGCGCGGCUUACUCUACAGUGACAUGGACAAGACGGCGCGCGGCAUGAUCGAGAACUUCUUGUAUCUGGUGCGCACCUAUGGGUUUGUUCCCGGGUGCGGACGCAUUUACUGCUCGGGUCGUUCCCAUCCUCCAAUGCUGAUACAAAUGGUGAAGGCAUACGUGGAAUUUACAAACGAUGAAAAAUUCGCUGUGGAUGCUCUACCGAUGCUUGAGAAGGAGUUCGAUACAUUCCUUGAAAACCACUCGGUGGAAGUCAAAGGUCAUACGAUGUACGUUUAUCGCGACUCCACGACGGGACCACGACCGGAAGCAAUGUGCGAGGACAGAGCCAAUACGGAUAGCAUGUGCAACGAAGACGACAAGGAGGGUUUCUACUCGGAUGUGAAGGCUGCUUGCGAGUCAGGGCAAGCAUUCAGUUCGCGUUGGUAUAUAUCCGAAGCUGGAACCAAUGAGGGGAGCGUGAGUGACACGCACACCACCUGCAUUGUGCCGGUCGAUCUGAACGCCAUACUUUUCCGAAAUUGCAAGAUCCUGGCCGAGUUCAAUGCGACUGCGGGCAAUGCCGAAAAGGCAAACGAGUAUCAGAUCAAAGCCUGCGAAAUGCUAAAGGCCAUUAACGAUGUACUCUGGAACGACUGCGCCGGAAUUUGGUUGGACUACGAUUUGAAGAAUAACAAGGCACGCAACUACUUCGCAGCCUCGAACCUGUCCCCACUGUGGUUGCGCGCCUAUGGCAUAUGUGACACAGAUAAGAUUGCUCAGGCGGUAAUGAAAUACAUUAAGUUCAACAAGUUGGACAGCUACCCAGGCGGCGUUCCGGCGACGUUGUACAACUCGGGCCAGCAGUGGGACUUCCCUAAUGUAUGGCCACCGCAGAUGUACAUGAUUAUCGAGGGACUGGAAGCUUUGGGCACGUCCGAGUCUAAGGAGCUGUCUAAGAAGUGGGCACAACGCUGGGUCCGCCACAACUAUGAGGCAUAUCAGCAGAAGGGAGCCAUGUUCGAAAAGUACAACUGUGAGGAGUUUGGUGGCGUUGGCAGCGGUGGCGGAUACGAAGUUCAGACGGGUUUCGGCUGGACUAAUGGUAUUAUCAUCGAGUUUAUGGCCAGGUAUGGACAAUCACUGUCGCUAACCGAUGAGAGCGAUGACAAGUGUAAGUGCAAAAAGCCGGAUCAGACAGCUUGCACGCAGACACGCGGCUCGCAGGACGACUCGAAUGGCUUGCCAGCCGGCAUCGCUGGUUGCACACCGAGCGCACCCGGUGGUGCACUGAGCUGCUUCCCCAGUGAUGGGCAGGCGGCAAACGGAGGUUAUAGCGGAUGUAAUUCCCCAACAAGGGAGUGUGAAUAAGCCGUUAGACGAAAGCCAUAGAAUCUACGCUUCCAUCGGCAAUAGUACCGUAUAUAUAUCAUUGAGUCUCACUGAUUUGUAGAUGCAGAGUUGGCUGACUAAAGAUUAACACAUUUUUCAGGGGAAGCCAAGUCGGCAAAUAUAAUUUCAGAGAUCACUAUUUAUAGAGAACUAAAUCCUCAGAAAUGCAAUAAAAACCGAUUCCACACAGACAGUAA
Molecule: messenger RNA, 2144 nt
Organism: Scaptodrosophila lebanonensis
Lineage: Eukaryota; Metazoa; Arthropoda; Insecta; Diptera; Drosophilidae
Product: trehalase
Exons: 5
Coding region: 61-1926 (621 amino acids)
Biological process (GO): trehalose catabolic process
Molecular function (GO): alpha,alpha-trehalase activity
Source: RefSeq, a predicted model, not a curated record